UAAAACAUGAAGGUGGGGGAGUUUGUCGUACGCACACGGCGCAUCGUAGAUCUUGUCAACCUUGACCUUGUUUGUGUGAUUCAGAACCAUAAAAAAACUCGGUGGACAAUCUAGGCAUCGUGUUUCUGACUCCGAUCUCUCCGACCUCGUCCCUGAGUUGUUCAAGUCAAACAAACUGACAUUUAAAUAUUUUCAAACUUAAUAAUAAUACAAGUAAAAGCGAAGCGAGAAAUCACCGAGGUGUUUCCCAUUUCCCAUGGCUUACAUAGCUGUCGGUGCACUUCUCACAUGACGGGUUUCGCUUUCCCCUCACCUACCUAAUGAAUUACUUCCACAAACCCUCUUCCUCUUCUGCUCCUUCUUCUUCUUCUUCUUCGCCUUCCGAUGUCAAUGCCGGUAAUUCCGUUAAGGAUCGGGGGAUAAUACAGUCCUUUACACAGAGGCGCCUCACGCGGCAGAGGAAGCUCCGUCACGUCAGGGAGCAAGACAUCGGCUUGCAGGGUUCUCCCGAUUCGAGUCGGAAGUCGCCGUCGCUGGGGGAGUCGGAACACUGGUCGAUCUCCGCGGUGCCGCAACCGUUGCCGCUUCCCGAAUUGCCUUCCAGUCGGAGACCCGAGUCAACGGCGUUGAAUUCCGGGCAGGCUCAUCUCGGGUCGCCUCAAGAACUGGGAAGGAAGAGCAUAGAUAAUGUUGCCACGAUUUCAGUGAAACCUACAAGCGACCAUCAUAGCAGAUUCUCCCAGGAUGUACAUAAGGAAUUUACUCGUUACAACUUGAGGCUGAAUAUUCCUGCCAGGACCAGUCUGCCAUGUGAUUUUUCAAGUCCUGUUAGCCCACAAAGACCAAAAAAGACUCGGGAAUUUUUGCCUUCUUCUGUUACCACAAGUUCAGCCAAGUCCCCAGACAAUUUUUUUAGGGGAUUCUCUCAAGAUGUAAAUGCUGAACGUGGUAAUUACAACUUGAGGCUUAAAGCUCCUGCCAGGAGUGCUCCGACCAGUGUUUUUUCAAGUCCUGCUGCGAGCCCACGAAGAUUGAACUCUGGAGAUCUCUUUCCUUCUUCUGCGGCUUUUCAAGAAUUUCAGGAUAGCCUUGUUGGUUUUGCUUCAAAAGUGUCACCAGCAAAAACCAUGCAUAGUCCUGACCUGUCUCCUAAAUGCAGCCCAACAGUCUCAAGUCCCCUGCUCACCCCCAAAAGUCCAAAAAGAACUGCAUUUCAGUCACAUCAGAGUUUCAUGGAGUGGCCAGAGAUCAGUGCCUACCCUUUGCCCCUUCCCCCAGGAGUAACAUUACCAUCACAAUCAUCUACGCAAUCACAAUCAACUACCACACAUCACCCAGGAGUAACAUUACCAUCACAAUCAUCUAUGCAAUCACAAUCAACUACCACACAUCACCCAGGAGUAACAUUACCAUCACAAUCAUCUAUGCAAUCACAAUCAACUACCACACAUCAUGUUACAGAACAACAACGUGCUUCAUCUUUUAAAGGUCAAUGGCAAAAAGGAAAACGCAUUGGGCGUGGUACAUUUGGAACUGUAUACCUUGCCACUAACCUAGAGACUGGAGCUUAUUGUGCAAUGAAGGAAGUUGAUCUCAUUCCUGAUGAUCCUAAAUCUGCUGAAUGUGUAAAGCAGUUGGAGCAGGAAAUAAAAGUUCUCCACCAACUGAACCACCCCAACAUUGUGCAGUAUUAUGGCAGUGAGAUAGUUGAUGACCACUUUUACAUAUAUUUGGAGUAUAUUCAUCCGGGAUCAAUUGAUAAAUAUGUACAUGAACAUUUUGGAGCUAUUACUGAGUCUAUAGUUCGCAAUUUCACUCGCCAUAUCCUUUCUGGGUUGGCUUACUUGCAUAGCAAAAAGACUAUCCACAGGGAUAUCAAAGGUGCAAAUUUGCUUGUUGAUGCAUCUGGUGUUGUUAAACUUACAGAUUUUGGGCUGGCUAAACAUCUUGCAGGACAAUCUUAUAAUCUUUCCUUGAAGGGCAGUCCAUACUGGAUGGCUCCAGAGGUCAUGCAAGCUGCGAUGCAAAAUGAUCCCAAUCCUGAUCUUGCUUUGGCCGUUGAUAUUUGGAGUUUGGGCUGCACCAUCAUUGAAAUGCUGAAUGGAAAACCUCCUUGGAGUGAUUUUACGGGGCCACAAGCUAUGUUCAAAGUUUUGAAUAGAUCCCCACCCAUACCAGAAACAUUAUCCCCAGAGGGAAAGGAUUUCCUCCGUUGUUGCUUUAGGAGAAAUCCUGCAGAACGGCCAACAGCUAGCAAGUUGCUUGACCAUCCCUUUGUACGAAAUUCACAUGAUCAAAAUGUUUCACUCUGUGUGCAGACAUUUUCUGCAGUGAAUCUUACAGAUAAGCGACAUACGGCAGGAGAUGGAACAAAGCAUAAAGAUCCGAUGUCAGUCUCUGCCGGCACACGGAGUACGAACGGAAAUCUGCCUUGUAGUUGUGGAUACUUUCAACAUUAUAAUUCUAAAAUUUCUAGCUCCACUGAGGCUUUCCAUCAUCCUCACUGCUCUAUGCUUCAAGUCAGGCCUUCUCAAUCUAUCACACAGUUGAUUCAUGGUUCACAUAGUUGCAGUCCUUCAAAUAUUUCAAGCAAUGUGCCUCUCGGAAGGACUCAUGGAAGGGAAGUCUCAAAUCACUGAAAUAUUUUUGUAGUUGACUUAGAUUGAUGUGGAACUAUGGUACUCUUAAGAGUACAACCAAGGAAGAGGCCUGCAGGGAACUCUAAUGGAGGUUUUCGCCUAACCUUUUAGAGCUUUCUUUUGUCUUCCAUCCAACAGAGGUUCAAUUUACCAUGGAUGAAUCUUUGGUGCCUCUUUUGAAGUUACAAGGCCUUUACCUGGAAAUCAACUCAGCUGGAAAUCCGAACCUUGUCAUCUUAGAUUGUCUCUCUUAGGGCUUGAACUAACACUAGGAAAAUGGAAAUGAUAUCCAGCAGAUGCAAAAAUAUGAAGGAAAAAAGUUAGGGUGAUGUUGUCACAUUUACACAUGACAAAUGAUGGACUCAGAUGAUUUGUAAAUAUUGAGGCUCCAUUUUGUUUCAAUUAAUUCAUUUCACAAUA
Messenger RNA from Corylus avellana, 3059 nucleotides. RefSeq lists its product as uncharacterized. Gene Ontology annotation, molecular function: ATP binding; MAP kinase kinase kinase activity. The record is from RefSeq and is a predicted model, not a curated record. Gene Ontology annotation, biological process: MAPK cascade; protein phosphorylation. Lineage: Eukaryota; Viridiplantae; Streptophyta; Magnoliopsida; Fagales; Betulaceae. Gene Ontology annotation, cellular component: cytoplasm.